Symbiodinium natans is the source of this 1764-nucleotide messenger RNA. The record is from the annotation of a GenBank genome assembly. NCBI's taxonomy places the organism in Eukaryota, Dinophyceae, Suessiales, Symbiodiniaceae.
AUGGACUAUGGCUGGUGUGGGCUGGCUGGGUUUUUUGCAGUGCUCCUUGUGAUACUUGCCACCUUGGGCUUCAUGCAGAUUUUUGGACUGUGGACGUGGCAGGCCUGGAGGCAACUCUACGCCUCGGAAGUACUCCUUUGGAUGGUCUUACUGGUGCUAGCCCUUUUCAUGGCCAAAGUCUUUGCAACGGUAGUCCAUGUGACGACCACCUUCUGCAAAAUUCGACAAUACCGAGCUCUGAUCCACACUGCGGUACACAACCAGGACUCGAGACGAAGUGGCAAGGUCCGGAAGGUUCUCAUCUGCCAUGCAUCAGUCGGGUCUGGCCACUCCCGGGCUGCACAGGCCCUCGCUUCCGCCUUGAAUCGAAUGGAUGAGUCUGUUGAAGUGCGUGUGGUGGAUCUUAUGGAGCCACCAUAUGCUGAUCGCACCUUGAUUUAUUUCUACAAAGACUGGUACUUGCGACUCGUUGGAGGCGAGACUGUGUGUGGAAACUUGGGUGGGCUGUUUGUCGGCUUCCUCUUCGACCGUGCCAACAAUGUCCAUGACUCCUUCACGGGUGGCAAUGCUCUGCAACGGCGUAUUACACAGAGCUUUCUGCUCAAUUUCAUGCAGCUGGUGUGCGAAGCAAAGCCCGAUGUGAUGGUGCAUACGCAUUUUUUGGCCCCAGAACUUGUGGCAUCACUUCGCCGCAGGCACGGGCUGAAAGUUCCACAGGUAACUGUUGUUACCGACAUGGAUGUGCAUGCUUGGUGGUAUCAGCAGCCGACCGACCAUUAUUUCGUGCCCAGAGAAAUUGCCAAGUAUCAGCUCGCGGCUGAUGGAGUUCCGGAAGAAGAUAUAACUGUGAGCGGCAUACCGAUCAUGCCGCAGUUUUAUGAUACGCUGAACUCCAUCCGCCACCUGCCUAGAGAUGGACGCAGACAACGGUUCCUCAACCAAAUGGAUGCUCCUCUUCACGAGGCUUUCUUACCCAUCUCCGACAUGCCUGUGAUUGUUCAAAUGUCAACUGGCAGGAGCGUUCUUCACAUUUUCAAGAACUUGAUCCAGCUGGAGACGCCUUGUAUUCUGGUGGUUGUUUGCGGUCGCCAAGCUGAUUCCAGGGCAGAGCUGGAGAAAGUGCCAGUGCCCGAUCGGCAUCGAGUAGCUCUUCUCGGCUUCACUGCUUGCAUCCACGAGCUCCUGGCCGUUGCUGAUGUGGUCAUCUCGAAGCCUGGCGGGCUCAUUACCUCCGAGGCCCUGUCCUGUGGCUUGAUGAUGGUAGUUGUUGAUCCGUACCCCGGGCAAGAAGAGCGAAAUGCAUCGAUGCUGCUGGAAGAAGGAGCAGGCAUAUGGAUGUGGGACUACCGCGACCUGUCCUUCAGGUUGGAUCGCGUCCUUUCUGCACCGGCAGAGAGCACGUUCUCACUGAGCUGGUAUCAGCAGAAUGCCCGGCGGAUUGCCAAGCCUGGAGCUGCUUUCCAGAUUGCGCGGUAUGUGCUGAGCGACGCGCCAAGACAGCGCAUGAUGCGCGAGGAGUUCGACUUGGAAGUCAGCUCUGACAAUUCGCCUCCCACCGUCAGUCAGGGCAGCUGGUCUGUGUUUGAUUAUUCUGACGAGCGUAUCGAGCGAUGGGGCCGCAGUUCGACUCACCCGAGAAAGCUGCGUUUGAGCGAUUUCAGCGACAUGAAGGCGUUGGAUUCAAACGCCGUGCCGCACGAAGACAGUGAUGGCAGCGACGAAGCGAGCGAUGGCAUGCUCCCCGUGCAGGCGCACAACGAAUAG